This is a messenger RNA of Trichosurus vulpecula (common brushtail), 1127 nucleotides long. Its product is annotated as triggering receptor expressed on myeloid cells 2-like. The transcript has 5 exons. Gene Ontology annotation, molecular function: signaling receptor activity. The record is from RefSeq and is a predicted model, not a curated record. NCBI's taxonomy places the organism in Eukaryota, Metazoa, Chordata, Mammalia, Diprotodontia, Phalangeridae. The coding region runs from base 74 to 772 and encodes 232 amino acids. Gene Ontology annotation, cellular component: cell surface.
UUGUCCUUUGUUCAAGUUGUUCCUGCUACUCGCUGGCUGUCUUUCUUCUUCCUUCCAUCCUGGACAAGGAGACAUGAGGCUGCUGGGUCUCCUCAUCCUGCUCUCUAUCACAGAGUUCUCCCACACCCAUAACACCACAGUACUGCAGGCUGUGCAGGGCCAGACCUUGUUUAUCUCCUGUCCUUACGACCCUGCAAAGUACUGGGGGCAGCUGAAGUCCUGGUGCCGGCAGCAUGAGCAGGAGGGGCACUGCCAACAUGUGGUCAGUGCUCGCCGCUCCUGGCUGAUAGCCUUCUUAAAGAAGUGGAAUGGGAGCACAGGCAUUGCUGAUGAUGCCCUGGCUGGCAGGCUGACCAUCACUCUCAAAGACCUCCGUGCCCACGAUGCUGGACUCUAUCAAUGCCAGAGCCACCAGGAUGGGGAGGCAGACAUUCUGCGGAAGGUGAUGGUGGAGGUGCUCAAGGAUCCCCUUGAACCCCAAAGCUCAGGAGAUUCCUGGAUCCCUGAAGAUCCCCAGAUCUUGAAGGAGCCCCAGAGCCCUGAGGACCCUGAAGUCCAAGCCAGCAUCUCCAGGAGCCUUUCAGAAACCAGGCACCCACUCUCCCCCACUGUCUUCUCAUUCCUGGUUGCCGGACUCUUGAUCAGCAAACUCCUGGCUGUAGGGUUCCUCUGGGCCAUAGCCUGGCACAAGAGGAGCCAGAAGAUGAAACCAGAGAGUAGGCACAGUCACGGGUACCAGCUCCAACCCCUGCCAGGGCAAGGUGAAGUCUGAAAGGAAAUUCUACUCCUGUGGCCAAGAGGAGGGAGAAGAGGAGCAACUUUGGAUUCCAGCCAAUUUUCCACACCUUCCUCCACCCCACCAUACCCUCCAUAACACUCUUGAAGCCUCCUGAGGCGCCACACACUAGUCAAACUACUAAUAUGUCCAUUCACUGAUUCUCAUGGGCCAACACAUGUGUUCUACCUUGGUGGAAUACGCACAGACCUUCUGCCUGCCUUGUGGAGAGUAGAGGCAGGUCCGUCUGUCCCAAGUCCCUCACACUGCUCCCAGAUGCAGCUAAGAGAGUUGAGCAGGAACUUGUAAAUAGAAACAAGCAGAAUUCUGUAUAACAUGACAUUAAAGGAAU